Molecule: messenger RNA, 2347 nt
Organism: Amoebophrya sp. A120
Lineage: Eukaryota; Dinophyceae; Syndiniales; Amoebophryaceae
Source: the annotation of a GenBank genome assembly
UGCUGCUCUAGUGUUUGUUGUAUUUCGGUAACACUUUCAAUUCUUAUUCUCGUUGCGUCGACUUAUUGCUCAGCACCUGGUGCAGCUUUCAGUGCAUGCCCGUUCGCGUGAACAAGGAAUAAAAUGCAGCAGCGCACAAGUAGAGCACGUCAAGACCGCUCCAACACUUCCAGCGUGCCAGCGCCUCCCGGAAAUGACACUUCCAACAGGCGCAAAGCGCAGGACCGAGCGACGCUAUUGCGCAUCGUUGCAAAGCUGGACUCGUUGCUGCAGCGGGUCGCGCAGUGGAUGGCAGAUCAAAAGAUGGAUCACAGCACCGAGGAAGACGAGAAGGGGGUGCACGACGCAAUGAAGAUGCAACCAGGCACAGGAGCUGUCGCAGCUGAGGACGUAAGAAGUAGAUCUUCAUCUUGAUGUAGUUGUAGAUCAAAGAAUGGGUCGUGGCUCACUAUGAUGCGUAAUAUCGGGAAGUCCGCCAAAAACAGGUAACGUCCCGCUCACGCGAAUGGCUCUCCGUCCCCGGCCUUGUCGAGCUCUUGAAUACCAAUAUCGUAUGCAAAAUUACCCACAUCUGUCUCCGCUGCAGAACUUUUUGUUUUUUUCCAAUUGAAUGUGCAGGCAUGUGUCAAACACGCUACCGCUUGCUUCUACCGCACCUAGUGCUACUCACACUCUUACAUGAUAUGCUUUUGCUGUAUCUUUUUGCGUUGCGUUUACUUUAUUUCGCAUGUUGAAACUACUACUACAAAUCAAGAAAGAUGUGAGUUUUUUUUCAUAGCAUAGCCUAGCUGGCCACGCUAGACCGACGGAUGCGCCGUAUUCUGCUGGCGCAAGGCAGCGGUGAUCAGCAGCGACUAGUUGCUGAGCAGCAGCGACAGAUCCGCGCACAGUUGCGAUUGGUCGUGAAGGACACCGGCGCGGAGCUUCCCCCAACGCCCGCGGAGGAAGAGUUCGUAACUCCGGCGGUUUUCCAUCGCGGACAAGAACUGCAGCAUGAUAAGGCAGUAGAAGUAGAACCUUUUGAAAGAAAGCAAGAUCAUGAUCAUACAUAUCAAGACGAGCGGUAUGGUGCCACCACCUACCGGCAGGCAAAGAACAAACUCGCAGCCGAGUCGACCUCACCAAAAGCGACGGCUGCGAUGCUGAGCUACAUGAUGAGUGCUUCCAGUAGAGCGCGGGAACAGGUGGAUCCGCGCUUGAUGAGCCAGAUACUCGCAGCCCAUGGAGGCGGCCCUCCGCCUCCUCACGACAGAACCCAACCGACAUCGUCGGCCACAGUGCAGAAGACAGGCUCUGCAGGAGGAGGUGUUCCUUCAGGGGAGCAGGCAAGAGGUGGGGACGAGCAAGUAGAUCGUACCGAUGUUCAUCUUGAUUCGCACCAAUACCAAACAACCAACAGCGACAGUCAACGUGGGCGCCGACCGGCUGUUCCGCCGAGAAGUAGUGGAAGCACAAAUCAUGAGUACUUGCCAGCACAACGGCUGUUGAAUAACCCGUCGGAGUCUCCACCGGUAGUUCCGGGCUCCUGCCGUGCAAAGUCAUCUUCGUCCCCCUCUGGCUACGUGAGUGUCCCUCUACAACCACCGCCACGCGGGCUACAACAGAAGACGCUCUUCAAACCCGCCGCUCCGGAUGUUUAUCCAGGAAAAAACAUCCAUCCCCAUCCAAUUUGUCAUGCAAAACAUGCAUAAAGUCCACUAUUUGUCAUGCAAAAAAUGGAUGGGGAUGGGUGUUUUUUCUUGGAUAAUGUUACUGUCGACGCACAAGGCGGAGGACCGUCGCCAACAGCCGGACCUGCGUCCUCCGGUGUCUUCCGCUCGUUUGCACUUCCCGAACACCUCGCGUACCCGUCGAGGCAGGCGUUGCCGAGCGUUGUCUCCCCGGCCCUCGGCAAUUUCACCUCAUCGGUGGCUUUUGUACCUCCAUUUUUUGUUGGGCAAGGAGAUGAACAUCAGCAAGAGCGUCACUCUUCCAUAGGCCACCAGCAGCACCAUCCCGGCGCAGUUCUUAGUCUUACCUCGCCUCUUCAACACCAGCACCAGAGGCCCAGCAGCACACCAGCCGCAAGCGUAUUGUCAGGCCCUUUGGUGGAUCCCCCGGACCCAAACGUCUGGCUGCGCAUGCCCACGGAGGAAAAGGUUCAGAACGAGGCAUUACUUGACAAGAUCGAAGAGUGGCUCGGGAGCACGGGCAAAAACAGCACACGCCGGUGGAACCAAUCUCAGCUGCAAAAACUCGCAGACUUCGCUAAAGGAAGAGACUUGACGGAUCCCGAACGCAUCUACAAGCAGUAUAUGGAAGAGAAAACGCGGCAAGCAGCUGCUACUUCCUACUAUUGAAAGCCGAU